Messenger RNA from Bombina bombina (fire-bellied toad), 1744 nucleotides. It is a transcript of the gene HNF1B, whose product is annotated as HNF1 homeobox B. Gene Ontology annotation, molecular function: RNA polymerase II cis-regulatory region sequence-specific DNA binding; DNA-binding transcription factor activity, RNA polymerase II-specific. Gene Ontology annotation, biological process: pancreas development; regulation of transcription by RNA polymerase II; insulin secretion. Lineage: Eukaryota; Metazoa; Chordata; Amphibia; Anura; Bombinatoridae. The transcript has 9 exons. Gene Ontology annotation, cellular component: nucleus. Bases 1 to 1680 code for a protein of 559 amino acids. The record is from RefSeq and is a predicted model, not a curated record.
AUGGUUUCCAAACUAUCAUCUCUACAGCAAGAACUUCUCAAUGCUCUCUUGAGCUCUGGAGCGACCAAAGAUAUCCUUGUACAAGCUUUGGAAGACCUGAUUCCCACACCCAGUUUUGGGGUGAAGUUGGAAAAUCUACAGAUGUCUCCAGUGCAUGACCCUGACACUAAGCCUGUAUUUCACACUCUCACUAAUGGGCAUUGCAAGGGGAAACUCUCUGGAGACGAGGGGUCAGAAGAUGGGGAUGAUUUUGAUACCCCACCGAUCCUUAAGGAACUUCAAUCCCUUAAUACUGAGGAAGCAGCAGAGCAAAGGGCUGAAGUGGACCGAAUGCUAAAUGAGGACCCAUGGAGGGCUGCAAAAAUGAUAAAGGGUUACAUGCAACAGCACAACAUUCCUCAAAGGGAAGUGGUGGACAUUACAGGCUUAAACCAAUCCCAUCUUUCCCAACAUCUCAACAAAGGAACCCCUAUGAAGACCCAGAAACGAGCUGCUUUAUACACCUGGUAUGUGAGGAAGCAAAGAGAGAUUCUUAGACAAUUCAACCAAACAGUCCAGGGUUCUGGCAAUAUGACAGACAAAAGCAGUCAGGAUCAGCUGCUAUUUCUCUUUCCAGAGUUUAAUCAGCAAAACCAAGGCCCAGGCCAGUCUGAUGAUUCCUGUUCAGAGCCCGCCAGCAAGAAGAUGCGGCGUAAUCGCUUCAAAUGGGGGCCCGCUUCCCAGCAUAUUCUCUACCAAGCUUAUGAGAGACAAAAAAACCCCAGCAAGGAAGAAAGGGAAACUUUAGUUGAGGAGUGUAACAGAGCAGAAUGCCUACAGCGGGGAGUAUCACCAUCUAAGGCUCACGGUUUGGGAUCUAAUUUGGUGACUGAAGUUCGUGUCUAUAACUGGUUUGCUAACAGGAGGAAAGAAGAAGCUUUUCGACAAAAACUGGCUAUGGAUGCAUAUAGCACAGGACCAUCACAUCCUCACCCAAUGAACACUCUUCUGUCACAUGGAUCUCCUCAUCAUACACAGUCUAGCACAUCUCCCCCAAGCAAAUUGCAAGGAUUAAGAUAUAACCAACAGGGAAACAUUGAAGUGACUUCCUCAUCUUCCAUUAGUCAACACGUAAAUAAUGCAAUGGUGACCAGCCAGUCUGUUUUACAGCAAGUUUCUCCAGUGAGCUUGGAUCAGAGCCACAGCAUGCUUUCACCUGAUGGGAAAUUGAUAUCGGUUUCCGGAGGUGGAUUACCACCCGUGAGCACUUUGACUAAUAUUCAUAGUUUAUCCCAGUCAGUUCAUCACAAUGGCCAACAGUCUCAGAACCUCAUUAUGGCACCCAUUUCCGGUGUCAUGGCUAUAACACAAAAUUUAAAUACCAGCCAGGCACAGAGUGUACCAGUCAUCAACAGUGUCGGAAGUUUGGCAGCUCUACAGUCCGUACAGUUUUCACAACAGCUACACAGUCCGCAUCAACAGCAAAUAAUGCAACAGUCUUCUAGUCACAUGUCCCAGCAGCCAUUUUUAUCAGCUGUAACUCAGCUUCAGAAUUCACACAUGUAUGCACACAAGCAAGAACCUCCCCAAUAUUCCCACACAGCACGUUUCCCAUCAGCCAUGGUUGUAACAGACACCAGCAGUAUCAGCACAUUAUCAAACAUGUCUUCCAGUAAACAGUGCCCUUUGCAAGCUUGGUGACAUUGCGCACCUGAUGUAUAUUUUGCAUAGCAACAUGAAGAUAUUUGUCACAACAUCUCAAGAC